AUGAGUCAAAUUGUCGAUGAUUGGUUAAGUGAAUUCGACAAAUUCAAUCAAUACAAAAACUCACCUGAAGAAAUACAUGCUUAUGCUAUUGGUGUUUUCAAUUUCCCUGAUCUGAUCGCUGCGAUAUUUGGAGUUCGACGGAAAUAUCGAUGUGUAGACACUGUCCUUCUCGGUGUUUACAAUGCUGAAAUAUCAAGUGAGGAUGGAUUAGGUUCUAAUCGGACAUUUAGAGUGCCAACAACGGCAAAGCCCUCCGUUUAUCACGAACCGCCAACAACUUCAACCUCAUCAUCAGGUCAACAAUCAACUACCGGUAACGAUAGUUCUGGUAAACCUGAUUCUGGUCUACCCUUUAUUAAUGUUCCUGUUUAUGGUAAUUAUAAAACCAGUGAUUCCAUCAAUGCUUCUAAUCGCAACAAUCUACUGAUUGGUCUUUUACACUUAUUCCAUGAACAUAUGAGCUGUUUACCUAAAAGAUCUCAUGUCGCUUUGUGUCGAAUGGCAAUCAGUGUUUUGGAAAAAGAAACUCGGCCUCCAACCGAUUGGAAAGAUGUUCUAAGUAAGCACCCAAACGCCAUCGGUAAUCUUCACAAUUCCACUUUACUGCCUGAUUUUCCUCGUAAAAUUACCGUUGUCCCCCAAUUUCUGGUUCGUCUUGCCAGUUGCAUCUAUUUUUGUAUCUACAAUGGUGUUGGUGACAUUGCCAUUCAAGCUUUAGAUCAUGUCCAUUCCCGUGGGUUAACUGACCUUUACCCUGACGUCUUAUUGAUGACUAAUGCAAUCAAGAAUCAAUUAACCACAAAUCCACCGACAACCCAAUCAACUGAUGGACAAACAGGAAUAAGUGUUCCUUUAACAUCGACCUCAACGGUAACUUCUACCCCAUCAUCAUCAUCUAAUAAAACCGCAAUUACGAACGCGUCGUUCAAAACUCGUAAAUUACCUGAAGAUAUUCCGAUUGUUACCUCGACAAGUAAUAACACUAACCCUAAGCGUUUGCCAUCCAUUAACGAGGAUAAUCAAAAUAAUUAACGAAAUCUAAUUUAUCUAAUAAUUAAUUUACAAUUUCUAUCACCAUUAAUACUCCUAUUCAACAAUAUAACUCAACUAAUCACUCCAAUUGCUUUGAAUAUUAGUCUAAUUCUAGUCAAUACUAUUAUAAGAGUAACUGAAAAUAAUCUCACUAAUAUUUUACAUUGAAAUUAUCGUAUUUAGACUAACCAAUAUAAUUAAUCAGAUUUAGAGGAAACAGUAAUCUGACAAUACAAUUAAUUAAUCAAAAGUGAAAAAAAUUUUCUCUCCAUUUGAAAUUUCAUUCCAAUUAUAAUCAAAAUUUCAAUACUCUAAUCCUAAUCCAUUGAUUCAUUUGUAAUCUCUUGAUUGUGUAUCCAAACUAAAUUAACAUGCGAUUAAAUUGUUCUCACUAAUCA
This is a messenger RNA of Panonychus citri (citrus red mite), 1430 nucleotides long. Its product is annotated as hyccin 2-like. The record is from RefSeq and is a predicted model, not a curated record. Gene Ontology annotation, cellular component: plasma membrane. Bases 1 to 1032 code for a protein of 343 amino acids. The transcript has 4 exons. Gene Ontology annotation, biological process: phosphatidylinositol phosphate biosynthetic process; protein localization to plasma membrane. NCBI's taxonomy places the organism in Eukaryota, Metazoa, Arthropoda, Arachnida, Trombidiformes, Tetranychidae.